AUGUCUAUGUCUGAGCCUCGACGUCAAGCUUGCAUGAAAAUCACACGCAAGCUGAUGAAAUAUCCCUGCGCUCGUUUGUUUUUACAUCCUGUUGAUACUACAGGAUUAACAGAUUACAAUGAUGUAAUCAAAUCUCCACAAGACCUUACUUCGAUUUAUAAUAGAUUACUUAAUAAAGAAUACCCAACCAUCGAAUCAUGGGAACAUGAUAUGGUUUUGCUAUGGUAUAACUGUGAAAAAUACAAUGGUCACGAUUCUGUGCCAUUUCUUGUUGCUCAAUGCUUAAAUGAGCGAUACAAAACGCUACGUGAGAAAUAUUUGGUAUAUGAUUUCAUGCUUUGGAAAACUCAAGUUCAAAAAUUGGAGAAACAAUUAGAUUUAUUACUUUCUGAUCCCCCGGCUGUAACCAAAAAUUAUUUCCCUACAUUAAACAUAGGUCGCCAAAAGAACACUACAUUCAGAGAGGCCGAAUAUCAAAGUUUAUUUAGAUCAAUUUCAAAAUUAACUUCACCUGCGGACACUCUAUUCUUCGUUAAUACAUUCUACAAAAAUGAGCCACAAAUCCCUGCUCAUGAAGAUCCAUUAUCUGUAGAUUUAAGAUCUUUAACUUAUGAUUCCUUAAUAGAGCUUAGAAAGUAUACUAAGAAGCGAUGCCAAGAAAUGGGUAUCAAGUAUGAAUAA
Trichomonas vaginalis G3 is the source of this 681-nucleotide messenger RNA. Its product is annotated as bromodomain family. The coding region runs from base 1 to 681 and encodes 226 amino acids. The record is from RefSeq and is a predicted model, not a curated record. Gene Ontology annotation, molecular function: protein binding. The transcript has a single exon. NCBI's taxonomy places the organism in Eukaryota, Parabasalia, Trichomonadida, Trichomonadidae.